UCCGGAAGCAACAAACUUCUGUCAAACAUGUCAUAUCGUUCUUUUUGUUUUUGAGGUUAUGUUCUGUUAACAUGUGAUACGCGCUGUUUUUUUAACAAAUCGUUAGAAUGGCAGAUUUAACACUAUCGUUGCAAGAGAAUUUUUUGAUAAUAGACCACCUGUUCGCCAACAUAACCAGCAGCAAUGAUCCCGAGUGCAUUGCCGAUUCAUGGAUUUCGAAUGAGAUCAUCAAAAACAGGGACUACUGGAAGAUGUUUAUGGAGGCCACAUUUGAUGGAGAACAGUUACUAGUCAAAUUUAAUUCACUGGCCGAGGAGGAAAAGCAGAACCACUUUAAGUUUGGCAUUGCCUGUUUUAUUAUGUUUGUGCAAAGCAAUUUUACAGGCCCUGAUUUGGACAAAGAUCUAACUGACUUUCUAGAUGAAGACAUGUUUAAACGAAUUGAUUUCGCGAGACUUUUAUCAGUGAACAAUGAAGAAGUUAGUGUAAAUACAAGACACCCAGUGUUGUUUGUUGUUGCUAAAUGUAUAUUUGCUUGUUGUAUUGUUAAUAAUGUUGUCAAUUAUUGGUGGUUGAUUCGUUCUUUGAUUAUACACCAACACAUAUUAGAUGAUUUAAGUCCAACUCUUCUAGCUACUGCUGAUAAUUUGUACAAAAUAAUAGGCAAAAUGGUCCUACCUGAAAACAUAAGAGCAGCUAUUGACAUUGAACUAAGUCAACUUUAUCUCAUCUGCAGACACAUUUCAAAAGCCAAGGAGUACAUAUUGUCAGCCAGUAGAAUAUUAGGAAUAAAUUACAAUCUAGUGGGGAGAUUGGGGAGAAGAACAAGGUAUCAGGAACAUGAAAUUGCUCAGCUUUCACUUGAAGUUCAAGUUAAUGAGAACAAACAGGCUGAGAAGUCACAACAACUUGAACCCAGUGACACAGAGGUACCCACGGAUGUACCUCUUGAUGACGACGUCCGCCUGAACACAAUCGAAUUUACAGAGAAUAUCGGUUCGAAAAUAGCUUUGAGCAAUAUCGAACAAAAAUUGUUUUUAACCAUUGUUUACGACAUGUUUAUUUCGAAGCCUCCUGACGAACUGCAGGCUGAAGAAAUUCAGCCAUUCGUCGAUAUGAUCUUGAGCCAAAAGAACACCUACACCGUUCGGGCAGUAGCGCUUCUAUACCGUUGCAAACUAGAGGCCAAAAACAGACGUACCAUUGAAAGGUGUCUGCUACAAACUGAGGAGGUGAUUAACAGUUUCAAAAAAGAAAGCCCCCCCUAUUUGUACAGGGUUCCAGAUGUGUUUGGAGCCGGCCUCAUACCCAUAUGGAAAGUGGAGAGUCAAUAUGCUGAUUUGCUAUUAAACAUUGGUUUGGUUAAAAACAGUUUGGACAUAUACUUGAAACUGAAACUGUGGGAGGAAGUUAUAGUUUGUUACACAAUUCUGCAAUUGAAGCACAAAGCGGCGGAAAUAAUUAAAGAGCAACUAGAUGCAAAUCCCACAGUCAAACUCUGGUGUUUAUUAGGUGACGCUACGGACGAUCCAAACUGUUACGAAACGGCGUGGGAGAUGUCGAAGAAAAGGAGUUACAGGGCGCAAAGGCACUGGGGUCAGUAUUUGUUUGAAAGGAAGAAAUAUGAAGAGUGCAUUCCACAUUUCGAAAAGUCGGUCAGUAUAAACCCCUUGCAACCAAACAUUUGGUUUAGAUUGGGUUUUGCUGCUUUGCAAACGGAAAACUGGCAAACUUCUGCGACCGCCUUUAGGAGGUACACCACACUCGAACCGGAAGGUUUUGAGGCGUGGAACAAUCUGGCGCAAGCUUACAUCAAGCUAGGGAACAAGAGGAGUGCCCAUCAGGCGAUAUUGGAGGCUUUAAAAUGUAAUUUUGAGAACUGGAAAGUGUGGGAGAACCUAUUAGUUGUAAGUUGUGACAUUUCGAACUUUACAGACGUGAUACGGGCUUAUCACAAACUUUUAGACCUGAAGGGAAAGUAUUUGAACGUGGAAGUUUUAAGUGUGCUGGUUUUCGGAGUUCUUAACGAAAUGUUGGACGUUGAGGGGAAAUCUUCCACGCAAUAUCUUAAAAAAACGCGAGAAUUGUUGGGAAGAAUUACAUCAGUACAUACUGGUGAAGGAUAUGUUUGGGAACUGUAUGCUUUUUUGGCACCCACUCUCAUACUGAGGGUACAAAGAUUGCAAAAAGCUUACAGAUCCUAUACCCAAACAGGAUGGGACAAAAAUGUCACAUUGUGUCAAAAGGUAUUGCAAGUAUGUGUAAAACUGUCUGAAGCUGUUUUGGAAGAUGAGAUGAGUCCCAAGGAGCCUACACUUAAUUCAGUUAGGCUAAACAUCAGUUCUGCCAUCGCCGCCGUUAAAAAGCAGGACUGGGAUGAUACCAAAGAUUUAGUGAAGGAAGUUACUGAACACUUGGAAAAGAUUAUCACAAAAAUUAAGAGUGCUUUAUAAUUUUUAAAAAAAAAAUUGUAAUUGAUCCUAUUCUGACAUAUAUUUAUUGUAAAAAUUUAUAACUGGUGCUGAUUAUGAUAGGCAAAUCAAUAAAUAUUACACUUUUAGUUUUUACUAAA
This is a messenger RNA of Aethina tumida (small hive beetle), 2572 nucleotides long. Its product is annotated as tetratricopeptide repeat protein 27. The transcript is spliced from 4 exons. NCBI's taxonomy places the organism in Eukaryota, Metazoa, Arthropoda, Insecta, Coleoptera, Nitidulidae. Bases 108 to 2453 code for a protein of 781 amino acids. Gene Ontology annotation, molecular function: protein binding. The record is from RefSeq and is a predicted model, not a curated record.